AUGACAGGAAUAGCGAACAAACAACAGAUUUUGGAGCACGACAGCGACUUCCCCACGAAUCACUCGAUUCCGCAGUUCAACUCCAAGUACACGGCCGAGACCUUUGGUGCGUCCGAGGCAUUGGCGUCGUCUGCGCAGCGCAAGAACAAAUCGCAGGAGUCCAGUCCGCUCGCGUCGCCCACCACGUCCCGACGCUCGUCCCGGUUCCCCUCGGUGAACCCCGUUUCGCCGUCGAGCUCGUCGCUGGCGCUCAGCCAGGACGCCCACGCCGCCGCGCACGCGGCGCCCGUGCACGAGCCCCGCGACAAUGGCUCGCGGCGUCCGUCAAGCAGCCACGGCGCCAUAGGCGUUCCCAAGUCGUACAAAGGCUUCCACGGCCGGCGCGACGGAAGCGAGAAGCCUGUGCCGCCGCUGAUGACGCCAAUCAAGCCCAAGAAAAGCCGUCGCGGGGCGUCCUUCUUCAACAAGUUCCUGCCCUCGCGGCGCGACUCGGACCCCAAGGCGCGGCGCCAGGGCAGCUCGCACUCGUCGCGGUUCUCGCGGCGGUCGGACCAGUCGCUGAGCUCGCGCGCGGGGUCGACGGACUCCGAGAAGGGCGGCUCGCCGCGCGAGUCGGUGUCGUUCUCGUCGCGGCUCAAGAACCCGCUCUCGCAGGGGCUGCCGUUCGGCGGCUCCGAGAAAAAAGCCGCCCCGUUCAACCUCGACCUCGACACCGAUAACGAGCACAUGGCGGAGAUCACGAGGCUCUCGAACUCGCGGCUGUCGCGCAUGGGCUCGACGGCCAGCAUGAUCCCGCAGCCGCCGCUCGAGCGCACCGACUGGCGGCCGCCCGAGAGCUGGAAGGUGAAGAACACGCGCGAGAACUCGGACCCGCUCGCGCACUACCCGGGCAUCCAGGAGCGCUCGAGCUCUGUGUCGUCGGCGUCGUCGACGACGUCGUCGGGCCGGUCGCUGGUGCCGCCGCGAAAGGCGUCGGCCAUCACGUCGCCGUCGACCUCGAGUCCAAGGAGCGACAGCAACGUGGACGGCAGCAGGGAAAAGCGCGACAGCAAGAGCACGAUCACGGAGGAGACCGGGCGCGUGUACCACGCGAAGGAGCUCAAAGGCGCGUCGCGGUCGUCGGUGCGGAUAUUCAUCGGCGACAAGAGCUCUGUGCUGCCGUGCACGUUGGACACCACAUGCAAGGAUGUUUUGGACUCGCUGCACCGCAAGCGCUUCCUGAAGAACGACGAGGACCACAUCAUCGUGCUCAAGUGCGGCGGGCUGAUCCGGACGCUGUCGCUGGACGAGCGGCCGCUGAAGAUCCAGCGCACGAUGCUGUUUCUGUACGGCUACACGCAGCGCGACAACCUCGACUACAUCGAGCGCACCGACCUGAGUUUCCUGUUCAAGUUCGUCGUGCAGGACCGCGGCGUCGAGCUGAUCAGCAACGAGCGCCGCCGCAUGAUCAACCCGCAGAACGUCGACCUCAACAACUGGAACUUGCAGGAUAUUCCGAACUUCCUGUACGCAGAGCCGAUCGUCAGUCUGGACGUGUCGCAGAACCCGUCCUUCGAGUUCACCAAGGAGUUCAUGCAUGACUGCCGCAAUCUUCUCCAUCUGAGCUUCACGCGCAGCGGCAACCCGAAGUUCCCGACGCCCGUCGUGUACGCGCCGCGGCUGCAGGAGCUGAAUCUGGAGGUGAACUAUAUCAAGCUGAUUCCGCCGGAGAUCUCGAAAAUGACGACUUUGACAACGCUGAACUUGGCGUGCAACCGCAUAUCGACGCUGCCCGCGUCGUUUGCCGAGUUGCAGAGCCUGCAGAGCCUGAACCUGUCGUCGAACAGGCUCAAGAACAUCCCCGAGCCGCUCACCAAGAUUGCCGGUCUGAAACGGCUCGACCUCUCGUACAACAGCAUUUCCGAGAUUCCGGACUCGGUGGCCAACCUGGCUAACCUGGAAGUGCUGCAGCUGGCCGCCAACAAGCUGUCCAGAGACCUGCCGCCGUUUUUCCGGCAGCUCAAGACGCUGAUCAAGAUCGAUAUCCGGUUCAACAAGUUCGACUCGAUCGACGCGCUCAAGAACUUGCCCGCUCUCGAGGUGAUUCGUGCAACGGGCAAUAACAUCUCCGUGUUCAAGAGCAGCGCAGCCAACCUGUUUGAGGUCGAGCUCAACAUCAACCCGGUCACGCUCGUCAAGUUCGACCAGGUGAUGACCAAACUCAAGAUCGUCGACUUCUCCAAAGACAAGCUCACGUCGUGCUCGUUCGUGUCGAUGCUGCCUGCCAUCGAGAAGCUCACUAUGGACUACAACCAUCUGGUCUCGUUGCCCGACGACAUCUACAAGAUGAAGAACCUGACGUAUCUGUCUGUGUUCCGCAAUAAUCUGACCUCGCUACCCACCGCGAUCGGCUCGCUGACGAAACUGCGCUACCUCGACCUGCACCUCAACAACAUCAGCUUGCUGACGCCCGAGAUCUGGAACCUCUCGUCGCUCGAGUACUUCAACAUCUCGUCCAACUUGCUGGAGUUCUUUCCGGACCCGCCCGAGCAGUUUGUGCCGUUCACGGGCUUUUCGUCGCUGGGCCGCACGGCCACACAGGGCGCGCGCAACCACCAGUCGUCGAUUGUCGCGCCGGCCUCGAAGCGCCGCACGUCUGAGAUAUCCACCAUGACGAUAAACAACUCCGACAACGUCGGGCUCGAAAAGUCGCUCAAGGUGCUCAGUCUCAACGACAACAAGUUCACCGACUCGGUCAUCCAGACCGUCUCGAUGUUCAAGAACCUUGUGGUGCUCAACUUGUCGUACAACGAGCUAUUCGAUAUUCCGCCUGGCCAUCUGAACAACCUCACGAAACUGCAAAAGCUUUACCUCAGUGGCAACCAUCUUUCGAGCCUGCCCGUCGAUGACCUCGAAGCGUUCACGAAGAUGGACACGCUGCACCUCAACGGCAACAGGUUCCACACUCUGCCGGCGGAGCUGUCCAAAAUUACCAACAUGACCGCGCUCGACGUGGGAUCCAACAACCUCAAGUACAACAUCGGCAACAUCCCGUACGACUGGAACUGGAGCUACAACCCGAAACUCAUGUACCUGAACUUCUCGGGCAACAAACGGCUAGAGAUCAAGCCGCUGCACAAGCGCGAGGGUAUGGAGGACAGCUUGGACUCGUUCCUCGUGCUGAAGGACCUCAAGCUGCUGGGGCUGAUGGACGUGACCAUCACGACAGACCUCGUGCCCGACCAGAGCGUCGACGUGCGUGUGCGGUCGACCGCGUCGCAGCUCGGCAAGUACGGCUACGGCAUCUCCGACACGCUCGGCAACAAGUCGAGUCUCACCACGAGAGACGUGGUGAUCGAGCGGUUCCGCGGCAACUCGGACGAGAAGCUGAUCACGAUCUACGACGGCAAGAACUGCAGCGACGAGAGCGGCGACAAGAUCUCGAAGAUUAUCCAGGAAACGUUCGAGAUCCACCUGGCCAAGGAACUAGAGGGCCAGGACUCGGGCAAGACGAUCGAGGACGCGCUGCGUGCGGCGUUCCUCACGAUGAACUCCGAAAUGAGCAUCCUCAUCAACAAGGACAACUCGUCCACGUUCAGCUCGGCCGCCGCCCACCGCACCACCACCACCGACGAGCUCACGAUGGAGAAGGACGGCCUCACAGGAUGCUGCGCGACGGUGAUCUACAUUCGGGGCGACGAGCUGUACGUGGCCAACAUCGGCGAUAUCAUGGGCAUCCUGACCAAGGCGGACGGCGAAUACUCGGUGCUGACCAUCAAGCACGAGCCGUACGCGCCCGAGGAGUACGCGCGCAUCAGAGAGUCGGGCGGCUUCGUCACCACAGACGGCUACCUGGAUGGCGUGAGCGACGUGUCACGUGCCGUGGGAUACUUCAAGCUCAUCCCGCACAUCAACGCGGUGCCGAGUAUCUCCAAGUACAAGCUGACGCAGAACGAGGAGAUGAUCGCGAUCGCCACGUCCGAGAUCUGGAAAAAGGUGCCGUACGACUUGGCGGCCGACAUUGUGCGCCAGGAAAAGAGCAACCCGGGCAUCGCGGCCGAAAAGCUGCGGGACUUUGCGAUCUCGUACGGCGUCAGCGACAAGGCCACCGCGGUGGUGCUCUCGCUGCAGCAGUUCACAACGAAGCAGAAGUAUCACGAGCGCGGCUCGCUGCCCGAGGACUCCCUUCUGCGCAAGCUGGACGAGGAGAUCGAGCCGCCGACUGGCGAGCUCGCGAUGGUGUUCACCGAUAUCAAGAACUCGACGCUGCUGUGGGACACGUAUCCGGUCGCGAUGCGAUCGGCCAUCAAGGUGCACAACGCCAUCAUGCGGCGGCAGUUGCGGAUCAUCGGUGGCUACGAGGUCAAAACCGAAGGAGACGCGUUCAUGGUGUCGUUCCCGACGCCAUCGAGCGCGCUGCUGUGGUGUUUCACGGUGCAGUCGCAGCUUCUCACGACGGACGACUGGCCUGCGGAGAUCCUGGCGUCCGACCAAGGCUGCGAGAUCAAGGACGAGGAAGGAAACAUCAUUUUCCGCGGCCUGUCUGUGCGAAUGGGGGUUCACUGGGGCCGUCCCGUGUGCGAGCGGGACAUUGUCACCAAGAGAAUGGACUAUUUCGGGCCGAUGGUCAACCGUGCGUCGCGGGUCAGCUCUGUUGCUGACGGCGGGCAGAUCGCGAUGAGCACGGACUUCUACUACGAGUUUGAAAAGCUGCGCAAUUUGCACGAGCAGGUCAAAUCUGGGGCAGGCGAUAUCAGCCAGGUUUAUGGGUCUAAGACGCUGGGUCAGAUUUUGGAGAGCCAGAUGAACCAGGUCGACCAGAUCGGCUGGGUCGAGGAGUCGAUUGGGAGCCGCAAGUUGAAGGGGCUCGAGGCACCAGAGAAAAUAUGGCUUAUUUUCCCAGCCCAUCUCGCGCAGCGGCUCAAGCUGCUCACCAGAACAAACGGCGAGAUCGACAACCGCGCGGGCAAACUGCUCAUGGGCGGACUGACCGCCGAGGGCGUGUGGAAACUGCGGAAAUUGUCGCUGCGGCUGGAGAAAAUAUGCAGUUUCUGUGCCGGCUCUACCACGCAGCUCAUUUCGAACAAGUCGCAGAUCCUGCCGUCGGACCUGAUCUCGUCGUCCGCCGAGGAGACGUUCAUCAAUCAGAUCGCUAACGCAGAGAUGGAUCUGCUGCUGUUGAUCGAGCACGUUGUCACAAGAAUCGAGAACGCCGUGGGCAUUUUGACUGUGCGCAAGUAUGCCUCGCCAGAUGAGGCCAACGGCCUGCUGAUGGGCUCCAUGGACGAACUGUACCGCACAAUGCGCGUGCUGGUGCACCAUGCGGAGGAUACUGCGCGCGCCAAGAGCCAGCGAAUGGAGGAGCUGCCAGAGGAGUCGUCGCAAGACGGUGCAGAGCAUGUAAAUUAA
Ogataea haglerorum is the source of this 5388-nucleotide messenger RNA. RefSeq lists its product as uncharacterized. The record is from RefSeq and is a predicted model, not a curated record. Gene Ontology annotation, biological process: intracellular signal transduction; cyclic nucleotide biosynthetic process. Gene Ontology annotation, molecular function: protein binding. Bases 1 to 5388 code for a protein of 1795 amino acids. NCBI's taxonomy places the organism in Eukaryota, Fungi, Ascomycota, Pichiomycetes, Pichiales, Pichiaceae. The transcript has a single exon.